GUUCACCGACCUGUUUAUCAAUGAAAGCCGUUCCUGUGGCUGAUACCAGAGGCCUGGAUGAACAGAGCUUGUUUUUCUGAGACAAAAGAGUGACUGCAGCCAUGAAACUUCUUCUGGUGCUGCAGCUGCUCUUCUUAGCUGGCUGCAGUGCUUCCAGGUCAAGAGAAUGGGCUCAUCACGGCGCCCCCAUGUUUGCCGACCUCUCGGUUCGAGAGAUGAAAGCCGUGCGGGCCUACUUGCACGGCAUUCCUGAAAUGAGGCUCACUGAGGCGCGGGGCAAGUCGCUGAAGAAGAACAGCAUCCUGCUGAUGGAGCUCCAUCUGCCAAAGAAGCACGAGGCCCUGAAGGCCCUCGACCACGGACACGCCAAACCCCCCCGCCAAGCCCGUGUGAUCGUUCAGUUCGGAAACCAGAGCCAACCCAACAUCACUGAGUACAUCGUGAGUCCUCUACCAACACCAAACUCACACGUGGUGAAGACUUUCAAAGGCAACAGGCCAGUGCGGUUUGAAUCGAGACCGAUCACUAAUGUUGAGUACGGCCAUAUUGAAGCCAUGCUUGAGAAAAUUGCGGCCAAAGCUCAAAAGCUCCUGUUUGAGACAACAGGAGGGUUUUCUUACACAAACUGCUCAGAUCGCUGCUUGACCUUUUCAGACAUUGCCCCUCGUGGGUUGGCUCCAGGUGAAAGAAGAACCUGGAUCAUGUUGCAAAAGUUUGUGGAGGGUUAUUUCAUUCAUCCGGUUGGUUUUGAAGUUCUGAUCAACCAUCAGGAUCUGGAUCCGGAGAGAUGGACUGUAGAAAAGGUCUGGUACAACAGCAUGUAUUUUGACAGUGUUGAGGAACUGGUUAAAAAGUAUGAAUCUGGGGAAGUAGAGAAGAUUAAACUCCCCAAACAUGAUGACAGCGAUCUUUACUCCACCUACAUACCUCGUGGUCAAAGCAACACCCCCACAAAUAUCCAUGGCCCAAAGCUGGUCGAGCCCCAGGGUCACCGCUACCACACUGACCACAACUUCGUUGAAUAUGCUGGAUGGUCGUUUGCUUACAGAGUUCGCUCAUCUGCUGGACUCCAAAUUUUUGAUCUCCGUUUUAACGGGGAGAGGAUAGCCUAUGAGAUCAGCCUCCAAGAGGCCAUUGCCUUCUACGCCGGCGACACUCCUGCGGCCAUGCAAACGAAGUACAUUGAUGCAGGCUGGGCCAUGGGCACCUCCACCUACGAACUGGCUCCUGGGAUCGACUGCCCAGAAAUCGCCACUUUUGUCGACCUCUAUCACUACUUCGAUACAGACAAACCCAUCCUCCACAAAAACGCUCUGUGUAUUUUCGAGAUGACCCUCGCCAUGCCUCUGAGGAGACACUUUAACUCCGAUUUCCAAGGAGGAUACAACUUUUACGGAGGCCUGGAUAACACCGUGCUGGUGGUGAGGACGACGUCCACGGUGUACAACUAUGACUAUAUCUGGGACAUUCUUUUCUACCUCAACGGGGUGGUGGAAGUUAAGAUGAGCGCCUCCGGAUACAUCCACGCCACUUUUUUCACACCUAACGGACUUCACUAUGGCGCCAAGGUCUACGACUAUGUUCUGGGCAACCUGCACACACACCUCAUCCAUUACAAGGUGGAUCUGGACAUUGCUGGUCAGAAGAACAGUUUUGAGACUCUGAAUCUCAAAUAUGUCAACUUCACCAACCCGUGGAGCCCAAAGAACUUCAUCGUCCAGUCCAAGCUGCACAAGACUGAGCACAAGACGGAGCGAUCCGCUGCCUUCCGCUUUGGCAAACAGUUCCCCCGUUAUUUACACUUCUACAACCCCAAUGAGAAGAACAAAUGGGGCCAUCAAAGGGGUUACCGGAUUCAGUUCAACUCGCAUGCGCAUAGUGUCCUUCCAAAAGACUGGCAGGAGGAAAAAGGCAUCAGCUGGUCGAGGUAUCCGCUUGCUGUAACUCGUCAUAAAGACAGUGAAGCCUCCAGCAGCAGCAUUUACACCCAGAAUGACCCCUGGGAACCUGUUGUAUCUUUUGAGGACUACAUUCGCAACAAUGAGGACAUCGUCAAUCAGGACUUGGUCGCUUGGGUGACUGUCGGUUUCCUGCAUGUGCCUCAUUCAGAAGACAUCCCCAACACGGCGACGCCCGGCAACGCCGUGGGCUUCUUCCUGCGGCCCUUCAACUUCUUUGACGAAGACCCGUCUCUGUCCUCCAAGAGCACGGUCAUCGUCCGUCCAGGCAGAGCUGGCAAGCCCAAGGUGCAGAGAUGGACCCCCGAGGUCGUGGGCCAUUGUGUGACUGACCAGCCUUUUGUUUACGAUGGGACUUACACGGGAGUCUAGAGCUGUUUUAUAACACACUAUAGCUGUUUAGUUUCAUCACACAAAUGAAGUCAUUUCUGGGAUCAAAACUGCUUUGAAAUAAUCAGAAAGAGCAGGGAGAUUAGGAGAUGGGCAUUCCGGUCUGUCUUAAUCCCAUGCUGGGUCUCCAUGGAGGAGGUUUAGCCCCCUGAAGCAUCCAGGAUACCCCGCUCUCCGCAUCCGGCCUGUUUGCUGUCAGAUGCGUCUUCUCUGCCUGCCCCCAUGCCGGGGCUUUUCGGGCCGCAGCCACGCCAGGCCUUAAAAAGCAAACAGCAAGAUGCCGGAUCCUUUCAGACAAACAUUUCGUCACGCCACCCACCCGGGAAUUUUUAGGAAAUCUAACCGGCAAAGUACGGAGAAUGCAUGUAAACGUGUGUUUAAUGUCAGUUCAUAAUAAAUGAGGCUGUUUUGAUCAUU
Messenger RNA from Oryzias melastigma (Indian medaka), 2765 nucleotides. RefSeq names its product amine oxidase copper containing 1 (gene aoc1). Gene Ontology annotation, cellular component: plasma membrane. The transcript is spliced from 5 exons. The record is from RefSeq and is a predicted model, not a curated record. Lineage: Eukaryota; Metazoa; Chordata; Actinopteri; Beloniformes; Adrianichthyidae. Gene Ontology annotation, molecular function: copper ion binding; quinone binding; primary methylamine oxidase activity. Bases 102 to 2330 code for a protein of 742 amino acids. Gene Ontology annotation, biological process: amine metabolic process; response to antibiotic.